Leucoraja erinaceus (little skate) is the source of this 501-nucleotide messenger RNA. RefSeq names its product late endosomal/lysosomal adaptor, MAPK and MTOR activator 5 (gene lamtor5). NCBI's taxonomy places the organism in Eukaryota, Metazoa, Chordata, Chondrichthyes, Rajiformes, Rajidae. The record is from RefSeq and is a predicted model, not a curated record. Gene Ontology annotation, molecular function: guanyl-nucleotide exchange factor activity. The transcript is spliced from 4 exons. The coding region runs from base 86 to 361 and encodes 91 amino acids. Gene Ontology annotation, biological process: cellular response to amino acid stimulus; positive regulation of TORC1 signaling. Gene Ontology annotation, cellular component: lysosome; cytoplasm; Ragulator complex.
GGGUGAGCGCUGGCCCCGCCCCGCCCGCGGUCACGUGGUGAGCGGGUCAUGUGACCGUGUGGAUCACGUGUGGUCCGGGCGCGGGAUGGAGGCGGUGCUGGAGCAGCAGCUGCGGGAGACGAUGAAGAACCCUGCCAUUAUCGGAGUCCUCUGUGCUGAUGAACAGGGCCUUAACCUGGGUUGUCGUGGCUCGCUGGUUGAUGAACAUGCCGGUGUAGUCUCUGUUCUUGCGCAGCAAGCAGCAAAGCUCACCGCCGACCCGACUGAUGUGCCUGUCAUUUGCCUGGAGUCGGAUAAUGGGAACAUCAUGAUACGGAAACAUGGAAGCAUCACCAUUGCUGUGCAUAAGAUGUCAGUGUGAAGAGGUGGCUGUUGAUUGUUUGAAGCAUGGAACUUUGUCGCAUGGUCUCUGCUGUGGGGUGUACAGGCAGGUCUUUAUCACUGCUCCUGACCUCGAUUGUGUACCAGCCCAUUGGUUCUCUGGAGUAGGGGGGGGGGGGG